Daphnia magna is the source of this 1985-nucleotide messenger RNA. Its product is annotated as myosin-9. The record is from RefSeq and is a predicted model, not a curated record. The coding region runs from base 218 to 1753 and encodes 511 amino acids. Lineage: Eukaryota; Metazoa; Arthropoda; Branchiopoda; Diplostraca; Daphniidae. The transcript is spliced from 4 exons.
GCGCUCCCACUGGGCGGAAAAUGACUCUUUCCUAAUGUGAAUUGGCAUCAUUGUAUUAUGUUCGUCUACGGUUAAGUAGUGUUUACUUUCAAAUUUGUUUAAAAAAUUUGUUUAAAAAAUUUGAUAGCUGCUCCUCAACAUUUUGUCUGUUCCCGAAACCUAGCCGUCAGUCACCCGUGCUAUUUUACUUUAUUUGGUUAUUUACUUCGCCUUCCGAAUGGAGCUCCAAAAACGAAAUUUAAAACAUGACCUAGGCAACUCUGAAUCGGCUUUUUUCGAUGAUUUACCUUUGAUGAUAGUUACUUCCUCUCCGAUUGAGAGAAAUAGAGGUAAUAAAACAAGCUCAAAACAUGUAAAAAACCCACCUUGUGAAGAUAAUCAUACAUGGUCUAAAUUAUUUGCAACAUAUCAAACUACAUCUGUGAAAGAUAAGCAGAUGGACAAAAAUUGUCAUUUAUCCUUGGAGGAAUCUACCACAACGGAAAAUACAUCUUCUUCAUCCUAUCAAACCAUUGCAGAGCAGAAAACUAAAAUUCUUUUAACUCCUGGAAAAAGGUUUCAAGUUGUUUCAAGCAGUUCUAGGAAAAUACAUCUCAGAAACCAAACACCCAAAAAAUCCAGUUCGGCAGCCAGUCAUCAGUACUGUCACAAUUGGGAAAGUGAAGAAGAGGAGGAGGAGGAAAGCAUUCAAACUAUUAAAAAUAGACUGAAGAAUGUCGAAAAUUUGUCAGCCAAAGACAUAGAAAGAUAUGAACGAAUUUUACUAAAAUUGGUGGAAUCAAACAAUAUGAGAAAAGAUGUUGAAGUUAACAAUUUUUCAGUGGAAAAUUCAAAUUUGAUGCAUUUUAUCAAAAAAAAUAUUGGCCAAUGCAAUUUGUCCCCUAGAACAAUUCGAAUGCUGGGAAAACAUAGCCAAGAGCAGGAAAAACGGUUGAUUGGUUUAGCAGUCGCUAAGAGAAAAUCCGCAACUGAAAUCCAAAAAAGGAUUAACAGACAGUUUUUGGAAACAAAACAACAGAUUAAAAACCGAGAGGAGCUUGAAAUGAAAUUAGUUAAAGCUGCUGGUCUGCGUCAAAAAGCCACCACCACUUCGACAUUAUUCAAUCAAGCACACAUUGCCCAUCACCGGCAGUUCGUUACCGAAAGUCGUCAAAAGGACAACCUUUUGCGAUUUCAGAAGCAAAUCCAAAGCGAAGCUAUAAAAAAUAAUACCCAGACCAACAAGAUUGUUAAGGGACUUUGGAAAACGUUUUUACAUGAACAAUAUAAUGAGCUGCGUAAGGAGGUAAGAGAACGGCAUCUCCAAAAUGCUGCGAUCCUUAAAGAAUCGGAAACAAAUCUUCAUCGUCUAAAAAACAACUAUGAGGAGAAAUUAAAGGAAUUAAAAGAUGUAGUUGCAGCUACAGCUGCCGAAGCUGGGAUAGAGAAAAAAGAAGUGAGCCGAGAAAUUGAACGUCUUCAACGAAAAAUUCGACACCAGUUUGAAACGGAGUUUGAAACGUUGUUGGGUAAUAUUGAGACAAAAGGGAACCACAAACGAUUCAUCAGGCAAGGGCUUAUAUUGAAUUAUUUUUUUAUGCAAGAGUAUCUUAUAAUUGCACUUGUUUACAUAGGGAUGAAAAGGCAUCUAAACUUAAAAAACAGCUUCAGAAGGGAGAUUAUGUGUUUGAAGUGUAACACUCACUUGACUGAAAAACGUAAACGAAAUUAUACGUUCUUUAGAAAGCGUCUCAGUGCUAUACAAAUGAUCUAGUAAGCAUCCUUUUUAUGUUACCAUACAUUUACCAUCUACCUACAUAUUAAUACCUCAGACAGCCUAAUUUAGGCGUCGGGCACCUUCACAAGGCUUGCAUAUAUAUGAAAUGGGAAAUAUAUUGUGAAGUUCGCAAUGACUCCGAAUAGAUUCCAUCGCGCUUAAUGACAUCUCAGUCUCAGCCUUGAAAAAACAAAUAAUAAUAACAUAAAUAAAUAAAAUGUAAAAAUUG